Molecule: messenger RNA, 3602 nt
Organism: Acanthoscelides obtectus
Lineage: Eukaryota; Metazoa; Arthropoda; Insecta; Coleoptera; Chrysomelidae
Source: the annotation of a GenBank genome assembly
GAAAAAAUCUUAUGAAUUUUGUAUCUUAGGCUCAGUCCGUCUCUGUGUGACGAUCGGAUCUUCGGAUUGGCUGUUUGAACAGUGGGGAAAUUCAUGUGGUGGGGGUUCGACCAAAGUACAUUUUAAGGUUAUGAGAGCUGAUUUUGUUGUGAUUUGUGAAACCAUUGCUGACAAGAUUUGAAAAUUUAAAUGUAUUCAGGAAGGACAUUUUAAGAUUUGGAAUUACAUAAAAUUUAGGGAGAAGCGUUUGAAUGAUAAUAAAAUAAAUCUAAUUAGCCAUGAAUUUCAAAUCAACGCUCAAAGUAGCAAAACAAAUCCAAAUAGCAACUCGUCAUUUCUCUGACCAGCAGUUUCCAAAAAUAACAACCCACUACACAGUAUACCCAAGGGAGAAUGACCCAAGAUGGAAAGAGAUCGAGAUGGAAAGGUUCGCAGACGAAACGGACAUUUUGAUAGUGGGCGGCGGUCCAGCCGGGAUGAGUGCCGCAAUUCGAGCAAAACAGCUGGCUGAACAAGAUGGGAAGGAGCUGAGGGUGACGUUAGUCGAGAAAGCUUCCCAGGUAGGAGGCCACAUACUGUCGGGAGCUGUCAUACAGCCGAACGCCUUGAACGAGCUGAUCCCCGAUUGGCAGGAAAAGGGGGCGCCACUAAAAACACCUGUCACCGAGGAUAAGUUUGGAUAUCUGACAGAGACUGGAAGGAUCAAUAUACCCGUGUUUCCAGGUACACCAAUGUAUAACCACGGUAACUACAUUGUACGCCUUGGUCACGUGGUACAGUGGCUGGGCGAACAGGCCGAAGCAAUGGGCGUGGAAAUCUACCCGGGCUAUGCUGCCUCAGAGGUGCUUUACCACGAAGAUGGUAGCGUGAAAGGCAUAGCAACGAACGACGUCGGCAUAGCGAAGGAUGGGAGCCCGAAGGAGAGUUUUGAAAGAGGUAUGGAACUUCACGCUAAGUGUACGAUAUUUGCGGAAGGGUGUCACGGACACCUGACCAAACAGAUAAUAAAAAAGUUCAGUUUGCGAGAAGGCAGUCAAACGUACGGAUUAGGUGUGAAGGAGCUUUGGGAGGUAGAUCCAGCAAAACAUAAUCCCGGUAGAGUGGAGCACACUUUCGGAUGGCCGCUAGAUCCUCACACGUAUGGCGGCUCAUUUUUGUACCAUCUGAAUGAAGAUACGCCAUUGGUGGCUGUAGGAUUCGUGGUGGGACUGGACUAUAGCAAUCCUUAUCUGAGUCCGUUCAGGGAGUUCCAGAGGUUUAAACACCAUCCAUCAGUAAAGCCAGUAUUUGAAGGCGGAACAAGAGUAGCAUAUGGCGCCAGAGCUCUAGUAGAAGGCGGUUUUCAAAGUAUACCAAAACUAACAUUCCCUGGCGGCUGUUUGGUCGGAGAUACCGCAGGUUUUUUGAACGUGCCAAAAAUCAAAGGCACCCACAACGCAAUGAAAAGUGGAAUGUUAGCUGCCGAAAGCGUAUACGAAACUAUCAAUGGAGAAAAACAAGAGACUGAAGGCUUCCAGCCAACUAUAUAUGAAGAAAAAAUAAAAAAUAGUUGGAUUUGGAAAGAGUUGAAAGCUGUGAGGAACGUCAGGCCGAGUUUCCACAAUCCAUUCGGAUUGUACGGAGGACUGGUUUAUAGUGGGUUCACUGUAGCUGUGAGAGGACUUGAGCCUUGGACUUUCAGCCAUGGAGAUCCUGACAACAAGCGUUUGAAACCGGCCAAGGAAUGCAAGCCGAUAGAGUAUCCUAAGCCCGACGGAAAAAUCAGCUUCGAUCUGUUAUCGUCGGUUGCUUUGACUGGUACGAACCACGAGGGCGAUCAACCGGCUCAUCUCACCCUGUAUGAUGAUACCGUUCCUACGAAAGUCAACCUCGACGUUUAUGAUGGUCCUGAAGGAAGAUUCUGUCCAGCUGGCGUAUAUGAAUUCGUGCCAAAUGAAAGCGGCGAAGGACAGCGGUUACAGAUCAAUGCUCAGAACUGCAUCCACUGCAAAACGUGCGAUAUCAAGGAUCCGACGCAGAACAUUAACUGGGUCGUUCCCGAGGGCGGCGGCGGACCUGCUUACAAUGGAAUGUGAAAGGCACAUCGCUCUACUUUUAAAAUUUUCUUCCGUCAUUGAUGAGUAAAACCAAUGUUGUGGCCUAGAAUUGGAAUCAACUCAGGGUUUUGUUCCUGCACUUGUCAAAAAUACCGCGAAACGAGGGCUUUUCUGCCAAUCCAGGUGCCAUUAGCAGCUUGACACCCUAAAUCACGCAUUAUAUUAUUUUAACUUAAACUUGAAUUAACUACUAAACGUAAGGUAUGUAGGAAAAAGGGUUCUAUUUUGUAAACUGGUGAUCCCAAAAUUUGCAAACCAAAUGAAGGCCUGAUACACCUUCUCAACCAGUCGUCUACCGCAAACCCAAUUCUUCCUCCUUCCAUCGAAGGAAAGGUAUUUUUAGCUGGACUAACUAUAAUCAACAAAGUUAUGGCCGAUCAUGGGUAGACACGUAUUUUCUAGAGCCAAUCAUUAAAAGAAUAAAUCAGCGUUAUUUUACGAAUGGCAUCGGCUCUUCAUCCAAAUGAAAAUUGAAUUUUAUAGAGCGCACAUUUCUUCACAGCCAGCAAAUCGCUUGGCGGGAUACCAGCCACCACCAGCAGUGCAUCGGUCGGCACGGUUCUGUAAGCGCAGUACGACUUUUCGCUGCCUUCUCAAUAUUAGCUGUCUGUAUUUCUUUUUUCUCGAUGCCUUGUUAUAUAUAGGAGCUCCGUACAGCAUAAUCGAGUUUGCUCUCACUACUGAGGCCUCCAUCAGGUGGCGUCAGCCGUAUCAGAGAUGCAACGCCCUUAUUUACCUUGCCAGUGGUGCGCCUUAUAUUUCAAUCAUUAUCAGAUCUUUGUCAAGCCGCAUUCCCAGAUACUUAAUUGUACUUUGGCUCCGAAUAUCGAAAUUAUCAACCUUAACAGCUAAUGAAGUCAGCUUCUGUCUGCCAGAAAGUAUAACUCAGAAUAAGAAUAUGGUAGUUCUCGUGAAUCCGUAUGCCAAGAGUCCUUCAAGUGUAUCUCGCUCCUUGCUAGUCACUAUCAUCUCAAGGUCGUCAGCAUACCCUAUCAAGUGAAUUCCCGGCAGCAUCCGUAGAAAACAUGCCAAAACAACGGCCCUAGGACGGAGCCCCGUGGCACUCCCAUGGUUACAUUCAUCUUGUUCUCUCGUCAAAGUAGCUCUUUAUCAUGUCCAAUAGAUAGCUAGGGGCAUCUAGCUUCUCGAGAGAUCUAUAGCAGACUCUCUCUAUCUGAAUCUUAGUAUUCCCGAUUCCCAAAAUGUCAGCGAAAUUCUUUCAAAAUGAUCUGUAUGCGACAGGUGCUGAUGGCUUCCAGCGAUUGGAAGGCCCUCGAAUAUCACGCAUUGAAAUUUCAAUUGUCACGUAGUUCACAUUUAGAAUGGAACAUAAGGAAUAUCUUCUUAUAUAUGGAUCGUGUAUCACGUUCAAAUAUAGUUAUAGAACUUUUAUAAGAAGCUGUCUAUUUUAUUAAAAUAUUUAUUGUGGAUGUUUGCUCUUUAAAAGCGUUAUACCUUAAAAAGAUUGUAUAUAUUUUUUGUUACAAUAAACAUUUUUAAUUUUUA